This is a messenger RNA of Rotaria sp. Silwood1, 765 nucleotides long. The record is from the annotation of a GenBank genome assembly. NCBI's taxonomy places the organism in Eukaryota, Metazoa, Rotifera, Eurotatoria, Philodinida, Philodinidae.
AUGUCCGACAAGAAAAAAAAGAUUCAAAAACGGCAAGCAACUCGAUCAUCUUCACGAAUCACUGCCAAAAAGAAGCGCGUCGAGGAAAAUCUAUCAUCAUCCAAACAAGAAAACAAACCGAUAUUAUCCACCAAAAAUUCCAAGAGUAAUGAUCUAAAUAAGAUAUAUGUUGAUCUCUGGCAAACAUUGAAUGAUAAAUUAUCAUCAUUUUCACGUUAUCAAAACAAUAAUCCUGGUGCGAGUGACGAUGAUAUUAAACAAUUUGAACAACGUCAUCGAAUUCAAUUACCAGAUGAUGUCAAACAAGCCAUACGUGUUCAUAAUGGUCGCAACAAGAUUGGUUAUGGACUUUGUUUGCGUCUGGCAUCGACAGAUCUACUUCCACUGAGUCAAUGGAUUCCUUUUGAAGAACGUGAUUGGGCAUCUGAAUUAUUUGAAGAGUUAAAUGAUGACGGAUCAUGUGCUGUCAAAUCAUUGCAUGAUGAUGCUCGAAAUCAUUUGGCUGCCUACCGAAAGAACAAGGAUUUAAAAAAGAACAAAGCAUUUCAUAAAUUAUCAUCGGAAUUAAUUGUUAUUGGUCAAGGAAUGGAUGAUUAUUGUGAGGAAUAUAUAUUAAGUGUUCGAACAGGUCGAAUUUAUCUUCAAAUUCUCAAUAUACCUGAAUGGAAAUUGCAUACAGAAUCUAUGGCAGAAUGGUUAAAAUUGAGUUCAGAACUUGUCGAUAAGGAUUUGAAUCGUAUUAGAGAGUCUUACGAUGAUGAUUAG